Triplophysa dalaica is the source of this 5414-nucleotide messenger RNA. RefSeq names its product neurotrypsin. NCBI's taxonomy places the organism in Eukaryota, Metazoa, Chordata, Actinopteri, Cypriniformes, Nemacheilidae. The transcript has 14 exons. Gene Ontology annotation, biological process: proteolysis. Gene Ontology annotation, molecular function: serine-type endopeptidase activity. Gene Ontology annotation, cellular component: membrane. Bases 268 to 2787 code for a protein of 839 amino acids. The record is from RefSeq and is a predicted model, not a curated record.
GGGUCUCUUCUAGGGGUGUGUGCAUCACAUCACAUCACAUCAUACACUACAACACAGAUCAGACAUCACACAUCAUCCCACGGCAGGUCACGGAGGAGCAGUACAUCACUCGCCUUUAAAACCGACGCGUUAAAGCAACAUUCUCACGAUCGCGCCAUUCAAAGCGUUCAACGGCGCGUUCGUCCCCAAACACAAGCCCGCAGUCCUGCAUGACAGAAGUGGGUUUUAACACCGGACAAUGACAGUGAGCCAGAGCAGGAGAUAGGGAUGGAUGCGAGAGUGUGCAGGAUGCUCGUCCUGGUCGGUGUGUUCGCGCUGUGGCUGCCGGUGACCGCGGAGGUGAAUGGAGAUGACAGCUACCUGAAUGCUGUGCAGAAUACAGUUCCUCUGUCCUGCUCGGAGGGAUUUACUGAGUUGGGUUACUACAAUGGCACCGUAUCUCAGACCGACUCCGGUUCGCCGUGUUUAAAGUGGACCGAGUUUCCGGAUUACGUGCAGCAGUAUCCGGGCAGGGGUCUUGGAGAGCACAAUUUUUGUCGAAAUCCUGACCGUGAGUCCAACCCAUGGUGCUUUUUCAGACAGAGCUCAGGGGCCAUCGGAUGGGCCUACUGCGACUGCCACCAGGGAGCGGUCAGGUUAGCGGGGGGCUCGUCCACUAAGAGCGGCCGUCUAGAGGUCUACCUGAAUGGCCAGUGGGGGUCUGUUUGUGACACACACUGGACGGACCGCGAUGCCACCGUGGUUUGCCGACAGCUUGGACUGGGUGAGAUUGGCACAGCUCUCCAGCACUCAUAUUUUGGCCCCGGCUCCGGGCUCUUUCACUACGCCCGCCUUGGCUGCCGAGGCGAUGAGAAAUCCCUGCUGGACUGCCGGAGUAGGAAAUUUGUCACUAGCGACUGUAACCAUGGAAACGAGGCUGGAGUGGUGUGCGAACCACCUGAAGGCAAUGGACCAUCGCUGCGGUUGGUAGGAGGAGAGGAAGACUUUGAGGGUCGUGUGGAGGUCUUCCAUGAGGGACGCUGGGGUACCGUCUGCGAUGAUCAAUGGGACGACAUGGAUGCCGAGGUGGUCUGCAGGCAGCUCGGACUGGGUGGCAUUCCCAAGGCCUGGUCAUGGGCUCAUUUUGGGCAGGGCAGUGGGCCGAUCCAGUUGGACGCAGUGCAGUGCACAGGCAAUGAGCUUUCACUGGAUGAGUGCCGUCACAGUGGAUGGGAACAACACAACUGUGAUCAUAUGGAAGAUGCCGGGGUGUCAUGCAACCCCUACACAGAUGGGGUGGUGAGACUGGUAGAUGGUGAUAACCCAUGGGAGGGUCGUCUGGAGGUCUAUCACUCCGGGGACUGGGGCACAGUGUGUGAUGACAGCUGGAAUGAGCAGCACGCACAGGUGGUCUGUAGACAGCUUGGAUUCAGGGGCAGUGCAGAGGUUGUGCCAACUGGAGUGUUUGGAGAAGGAACGGGACUGAUUCUGUUGGAUGAUGUGGAGUGUGAGGGUAGCGAAGCCUCUUUGCUGGAGUGUAAACAUGGCGUUUGGGGUCGGCAUGACUGCUCACACAAUGAAGAUGUUGGAAUACGCUGCCACAGGGCAGAAAACAAUGAGGUCCCACUAGCUCCAGAAACUACUGGGCCACUGGUACGAUUGGCAGGCGGCGACAACAGGAAGGAGGGCAGGGUGGAGGUGUUUCUCAACGGCGAGUGGGGCGGAGUCUGCGAACGUGGCUGGAAUGAUGUCAAUGCUGCCAUCGUCUGCAGACAGCUUGGAUUCACCGGGGUGGCCAAAGCCCGCCCGAUGGGUUAUUUCGGAGCAGGGAAGGGGACCAUCCAACUAACCAAUGUGAGGUGCACAGGGAAGGAGUCGUUUCUCGGAGAGUGCCCUGCUAAAGGACAAGAAAGCCACGUGUGUAAGAACGGGCAGGAUGCAGGUGUAAUGUGCGAUUAUCUGCCCGAGCCGGAAGCUGAUAUAGCUGUGGUGGGCACACUCACCUGUGGUUUGAGGGCUGGCGCUGAGAGACGCAGCAAGAGGAUUGUGGGAGGAUAUAAAUCGGUCAGGGGUGACUGGCCCUGGCAGGCGUCUCUAUGGCUCAAAUCUCAGUCGAAAGGGAAUCAUCCUCUAUGUGGAGCUACUCUGAUAAACUCCUGCUGGCUGCUCACAGCAGCUCACUGCUUUAAACGUUUUGGAAGUGACACCUCUCGGUACUUGGUGAAGCUCGGCGAUUACCAUACGCAGGAGCAGGACGACUUUGAGCGUGUGCUUUCUCCAGAGCGCAUCCAGGUGCACAAGAAGUAUCGAACAGAGAGCUGGGAGCAUGACGUGGCUCUGAUCCGGCUGAAGGGGACGGAGGGAAAGUGCGUGGCCUUUAAUCCCCACACGAACGCUGCCUGCCUACCCGCACCUGGCAGCAAGUGGGGCAAGAGACCUGGGUCGUGUGUCAUCACCGGCUGGGGAGUGACUGACACAGACCAUCCUAACACUCUCCUCCAAGCCUGGGUCCCUCUUUUGCCCCCGUGGCAAUGCAAGAAGCGCUACGGUGAGCGUUUCACCAGCCACGACAUGCUGUGUGCUGGCACCAUGACCUCUGACCUCCGAAAGCAUGGCGACAGCUGCCAAGGUGACAGCGGGGGUCCGUUAGUGUGUCAGGGUGAGGCAGGGCGCUGGGUACUCACAGGGGUCAUUUCCUGGGGUCACGGCUGCGGUGACCCCUCGUACCCAGGUGUAUAUUCACGGGUCAGCCGUUACCUGCCGUGGAUCGAACAGGUCACGCACAGCACCGCUCCUCUCCAGCACUAAAUCUUCCUGAAACCGUCCGCGCGUGACACUUCUGAGCAACAGGACUCUUUGAUGGAGAAACAGGAGUUUGAAAAUGUUCGACAUCAUUCUGCUCUACGCUUCGACCUCCCUGCCCUCUGCGAAAGCCCUGAAUCUAAUCCCAAUCUGUACAGUUCAACUGUAGGUAGUCUUUAGCAUUUAGAGAUUAGAAUCUUUUUCUCGCUCUCAGAAAGACAUGUAGUGUCUGUGAAAGGUUUCGUACAUCUAUGACAAUGUAGAUAGAACGACCAGUGUGAUGUUAAAGGAACAGUUCACCAAAAAUCGAAUGUUCAGUCAUCAUUUACUCUUUCUUUAAUGGAGCACAACAUGUGAAGGAAUGUGCUGGCCAUCAUACAUUUUUUUCAGAUUUUUAUAUACUUAUUCAUUCAACUAAAACACAUCAGCUGUGACCAAUUGUCAUUGAUGAUUUUGUCUGAGGUUACAAAUGAUGGCAUGCACAGUUUGAAUAUAUAUGAAUGAAAUAUGAAAAGAGAAUAAAGGUGAACACGUAGGUUAGCAAAUGAUGACAGACUUCUCAUUUUUGGUUGAACUGUACCUUCAAAAGAAUUGGCCGAUUUAUAUUGUGCAUUUAAAUCGUAGUGCUGUCCAGAGGCUGCAGUGCAUGUUUAUGUAUGUAUCGUAUUCAAAAGCCAUUCAGUGCAGCUGCCCAAGCCUUCUGCAUGGUAGAGAAAGGUAGCAUAAGCUCUGCACAAGCAGGUUCAGUUCUUAUCUUGUGGUUUUGCCGCAGAAGAAAACUGAAUGGAUUCCUCUGGGGGUUCUGCGUCUUUUAUUUAACAGAAUGCUCAGACUCGGUGUUGUGAAUUAGACAUUUAGAAACAGUCCCCAUAAAUCGCACAGGAAUUUUUUUUACUUGCCUUUAAAGCCAUAAGUCUUCUAUACAUGUAGUGUGAAAGUGCAACAUUAUUUUGAAGCCUUGUUUUUAUAUCAUGACAUUAAUAUUAAGCUCUUCACAUUCAUUUACGUGCUACGCUCAAAAAUCAAAGACUCUGUAAAUGUUGAUUUUAAUCUCAGUAGACGUUUAGGGCUUAGGUGGCAUUUUAGAAUCAUAAUAGCGAAUAGCCUAACGUGACUUUUGUCUUUUGAUCAGUUUGGUUUAGUCUGUAAUGGUGUUUUAAUGCAAUGUACAUGCAUUAUUGCGAUUAAUAAUUGCAAUUUCGCCUCUCCCAGGGGUGAAAUCUAGAGCGAGUGAUGUAUAACAUGAUCAAUAAUGAAGUGCAAAUUGCCUAACGUGACUUUUAUUUUAUGGGCUAUUUGAAUCAGUUUGUAAUGGUGAUUUGAUACGAUGUGUCAUUAUGUAAAUGAAGUAUGAUAAUUGAUAAUGAUGGUUUCACAAGGGUGUAGAUCAAGAGGGUUUCUCAUUUCUAAUAUAGGACAGUGUCUACAACUUAAAUGUUAAAUGUCUGUGUUCUUAUAUUUUGUAGCAUCUGUCUCUGUUCUUUUGUUGUGAACGGUGUGUUUUUAUCCAGUGGGUGGCGAUAUUGUGUUUUUUUACUUAAAAGGAGAUCCAUUCUGUUUUGUACUGUAUAGAGAAAAUGCUCUUCAAUCUGUUUCUCAAUAGAAUUCCUGAUAAUUCAUUUGUCCAGAAAUUACUUCAGAAUUGUUUUACGAUGUAAAGAUUUUACAUUCUUGUGUCACAGAGAAAAUGUAAGUGACAAGGGCUGAUCAACAUUGGACAUAGUGACAGUAGGCAAAUAGGAAGUGACAUCACAAUUGAUGAAACAUGGCUAAGAAAAUAAUCCUAAAUAAAAUUAGUGGAAAUGGUGAAAAUUUGACUAGAUGCACAUCUGUGUUGUUAUCUCACUGCAAAAUAUGACUUAAAAAAAAGACUGUUUUUUUUGUAUGGCCAGUAUCCUCCAUUUUUAUGUUCCUUAACAUGUAAACUAUUCACUGUCACAACAAACAUCUGCACACCAUGAAACACAGGCAAGGUUUACUGUAAGAUUCACUUCUAAAAGCAAGCUCUUACUGUAACAUUAAAAACUUAUGUUCUGCCUGCUUUAUUAUUAAUGCAUAAUGUCAUACAAAUUAUUUUAAUAAUCUGCCUGCUGAAUUAGUUAACAGCCAUAUAUUAUUUAUAUGCUCUUAAUGUAAGUGGAGCCAUGCCUUCUGAUAGGCCUGCAAUAUAUUUGAUUGCCAUAAGAACCAGCAGGCCUAUACAUUCAAUGAUGGAUUUUGAGGAAGAGCUCAUAUUUCAAAGUACUUCUUUUUUACUUCCGUGGGACUAGUAGGAGUGGAGAUGUAUUAUAUGGAAACGGGACUGUCUUUCGAACUCCUUCCUUCUAAAGUUUAAUUUCUCUUUGUGUUUUUUGCCUGAUCUUCAAAAGCCAUCCUAAAAUGUAAAGUACACUGGCCUCCCGUGAGACCGUAUAAAGUGGCCAGUGACAGCAUCUGAGCUUAGGGACUCUUUGUCGUGGGUCUCUCUAUACAUUGGGAGUGUGAAGGGGUUUAUGUCUGUUGCAUGUCAUGCAAGCAUCUAUUUGUGUGUUUAUGAUGUUUUCAGUCAUUACCAAGUCAUAUUUUCUGUAAAAAUGCUUUGAAUAUUUUCAUGUGUGACAAGUGCCAAAAUAAAGUGACCUCUUCUUGUGUCA